GGCUGGGUGGGUGCCCUACCACCUGGAGCAGAGUCUGUGCUCCUUCGCUCCUCUCCGCCUACGAGGGCAUGCAGCUCCCGGCAAGAACGUGGCAUCAUCAGGGGCAGUUACCUGCAUUUUAAAGGAGGUGAAUUAUACUUUAAUGUACUACAAGUUGUAUGCUAUGGAUGGGAACUAUUAAAGUUUAUAAUGUCAAAAACUUUUCUUAGACGAAAGGUAUCUUCCACAAAGGUCACAGAUUGGGUAGACCCAUCAUUUGAUGAUUUUUCAGAGAAUACAAGCACCUCUACUAUUACUGCCACAUCAUUAAGUGUGAAUAACACGAGUCAUAGAAGAAAGAAUGUGCCUUCCACAUUAGAAAGUAGCACAUUUCCUACUAGAAAAAAAGGAACACUAUCUUCUGCAGAACAGAUAUAUGUUCUAGAAAAUUCAAAAAAAAAUCUGUCUGAAAAUGAACCAUGGGUGGAUAAAUACAAACCAGAAACUCAGCAUGAACUUGCUGUGCACAAAAAGAAAAUUGAAGAAGUUGAAACAUGGUUAAAAGCUGAAGUCUUAGAAAGGCAGUCAAAACAGGGUGGACCUAUUUUAUUAAUAACAGGGCCUCCUGGUUGUGGAAAAACAACAACUAUAAAAAUUCUGUCAAAAGAACUUGGUAUUCAAGUACAAGAGUGGAUUAAUCCAGUUUUACCAGACUUCCAAAAAGAUGAUUUCAAGGAGAUCAUGUUUAAUCAUGAAUCAAGCUUCCAUGUAUUUCCCUAUCAGUCUCAGAUAACAGUUUUUAAAGAGUUUCUACUAAGAGCAACAAAAUAUAACAAACUACAAAUGAUUGGAGAUAAUCUGAGAACUGAUAAGAAGAUAAUUCUUGUUGAGGAUUUACCUAACCAGUUUUAUCGAGAUUCUCAUACUUUACAUGAAAUUCUAAGGAAGUAUGUACAGAUUGGUCGCUGUCCUCUAGUAUUUAUAAUCUCUGACAGUCUCAGUGGAGAUAAUAAUCAAAGGUUACUGUUUCCCAAAGAAGUUCAAGAGGAGUGUGCUAUGUCAAACAUUAGUUUCAAUCCUGUGGCACCAACAAUUAUGAUGAAAUUUCUUAAUCGAAUAGUGACAAUAGAAGCUAAUAAGAAUGGAGGAAAUAUUACUGUCCCUGAUAAAACUUCUCUACAGUUGCUCUGUCAAGGAUGUUCUGGUGAUAUCAGAAGUGCAAUAAACAGCCUACAGUUUUCUUCUUCAAAAGGAAGGAACAAUUUAUGCCCAAGGAGAAAAGGAAUGUGUUCAUUAAAAUCAGAUGCUGCGCUGUCAAAAUCAAGACGAAGAAAAAAACCUGAUAAGGUUUUUGAACAUCAAGAGGUCCAAGCUAUUGGUGGAAAAGAUGUGUCUCUCUUUCUCUUCAGAGCUUUGGGGAAAAUUCUAUAUUGCAAAAGAGCACCUUUAACAGAAUUAGAAUCACCUCGAUUGCCCUCCCAUUUAUCAGAGUAUGAACGGGAUACAUUGCUUGUUCAUCCUGAGGAAGUGGUAGAAAUGUCACACAUGCCAGAAGAGUUAUUUAAUUUAUAUCUUCACCAAAACUACGUAGAUUUCUUCACGGAAGUAGAUGAUCUUGUGAGAGCCAGUGAAUUUCUGAGUUUUGCAGAUAUCAUCAGUGGUGACUGGAAUACACGCUUUUUACUCAGAAAAUAUAGUACAUCUAUAGCUACAAGAGGUGUGAUACAUUCCAACAGAGCCCGAGGAUUUGCUCAUUGCCAAGGAGGAGGAUCAAGUUUUCGACCAUUGCACAAACCCCAGUGGAUUUUAAUUAAUAGAAAGUAUCGGGAAAAUUGCCUGACAGCGAAAGCACUUUUUUCUGACUUCUGCUUACCAGCUCUAUGCCUCCAAACUCAGCUGCUGCCAUACCUUGCUUUGCUCACCAUUCCAAUGAGAAAUCAAGCUCAGAUUUCUUUUAUCCAAGAUAUUGGAAGGCUUCCUCUGAAGCAGCACUUUGGAAGAUUAAAAAUGGAAGCCCUGACUGACAGGGAGCAUGGAAUGAUAGGCCCAGAAAGUGGAUACGAAGCGCUGCUUAACGGAGGACAGCCUGCAGAGGAAGCUCCUUAUGAACCUACUCAAACCACAGAACCUGAAUCCUGGUCGCUUCCUUUGAGUCAGAAUAGUGGGAACGAACUGCCGGCCAGCCAGCCGCAGCCCUCUUCAGCCCAGGGAGACCUGGAAGAUGACGACGACGUGGUAAUAGAAGACUAUGAGAGCGAUGGGACAUAGAAAGCAGCCCAGCAAUCACAUUGCUGCUUGACAGAUUCACAUUAGUAUUAUUCAGUGGCACUUGAAGAGAUAAUAUACUUUUCAAGUGAAUUA
Molecule: messenger RNA, 2340 nt
Organism: Pteronotus mesoamericanus
Lineage: Eukaryota; Metazoa; Chordata; Mammalia; Chiroptera; Mormoopidae
Gene: RAD17
Product: RAD17 checkpoint clamp loader component
Exons: 18
Coding region: 190-2247 (685 amino acids)
Biological process (GO): mitotic DNA replication checkpoint signaling; DNA damage checkpoint signaling; DNA repair
Cellular component (GO): nucleus; Rad17 RFC-like complex
Molecular function (GO): chromatin binding; DNA clamp loader activity
Source: RefSeq, a predicted model, not a curated record